AUGGCUCGCAAGGCGUUCAACUUCAACGUGGGAGUCCUGGGCCACGUGGACAGCGGCAAGACGUCGCUGGCGCGGGCCCUGAGCAGCACGGCCUCCACGGCCGCCUUCGACAAGAACCCGCAGAGCCGUGAGCGCGGCAUCACACUGGACUUGGGAUUCUCGGCCUUCGGAGCGCCGCUGCCCGCUCACCUGCGCGAUGACCCCAGGGCAGGGGGCUACGAGGCUCUGCAGGUGACCCUGGUCGACUGCCCAGGGCACGCGUCGCUCAUCAGGACCAUCAUAGGAGGAGCACAGAUUAUCGACCUGAUGAUGCUGGUUAUCGACGUGACCAAGGGCAUGCAGACGCAGUCGGCCGAGUGUCUGCUUAUUGGAGAGAUCACCUGCCCCCGCAUGAUGGUCGUGCUCAACAAGACGGACAUGCUGCCCGAAGCCAAGCGCGCCACGCUCAUCGAGAAGAUGACCAAGAAGAUGCACAAGACCCUGGAGAACACCAGGUUUAAAGGGGCUCCUAUAAUCUCGGUGGCAGCAAAACCGGGCGGCCCGGAUGCACCCGAGGCCCAGGAGGCAGAGGGCAUCGCAGGACUCAUUGAGUUGCUUCUGUCUCAGACGUACUUGCCCCAGAGGGACCCUGCAGGACCACUGCUCAUGGCCGUGGACCACUGCUUUUGCAUCAGAGGCCAGGGCACGGUGAUGACUGGCACCGUGCUCUCAGGCAGCGUGUCUGUCAAUGACACUGUGGAGAUCCCUGCUCUCAAGGUUACCAAGAAGGUGAAAUCGAUGCAGAUGUUCCGCAAGCCGGUGACGUCGGCGGCGCAGGGCGACCGCGUCGGUCUCUGCGUGACGCAGUUCGACCCCAAACUGCUGGAGCGUGGGCUCGUGUGCUCGCCGGGCUCGCUGCUGUCGCUGCGCUCCGGCAUCGCCUCCGUGCGCCGCGUGCCCUAUUUCCGUGGCGCCGUGAGCACGCGCGCCAAGUUUCACGUCACCAUCGGCCACGAGACUGUGCUCGCCCGGGUCUCCUUCUUCGGAGCUGGCGGUGGGGCCGGCGACGACGGCGGCGGUGACGACGCCGCUUUCGACUUUUCGCGAGACUACGCGUACCAGGACCAGUUCCUGGCGGAGCAGCCCAAGGACCGCGCCGAGCAGGCUGAUGAGCGGACCACAUCCGCCGCCAAUCCUGUACCGCAGCACCAAUGGGCUCUGCUGGAGUUUGAGCGCCCGGUCACCUGUCCACGGCCCUGCAAGGUGAUCGCGUCCCGCCUGGACGCAGACAUCCACGCCAACAGCUGCCGCCUGGCGUUCCACGGCACGCUGCUGGAGGGCUUCGAGGAGAAGGGCUACAGCGACGCCAGCCUGGCGCACCUCCGCGUCUACAAGACCAAGAGCAAGGAGGGUACCGUGGAGAGGGCGAGCGGGGAGUAUGAAGUGAUCGGACGUUCGCUCUUCAAGAAGGAGACCAACAUGCAGCUUUUCGUGGGCAUGAAAGUCACGCUGUCCACCGGCGAACAGGGCCUCAUCGAGGGCGGCUUUGGGCAGAGUGGCAAGUUCAAGAUCCGCGUGCCGGCAACCGUAGGAGGAGGAGGAGGAGUGCGAGUCGGGAAAACGAGCAACGUGUCAAGUGAUGCAGUCCGUAAACCCGCAACACCUGGGUCUGCUCCGUGAUGAUCUUCCCCAACUCUGCGCCUUCAUCUCCCCACGUGGCCUCUUGAGUGCGCACCAAGCCUGGUCCAGGUGCCGGCACUUAGUCAUCGUGAGCCGGCUUUGCUCUCCUCCCCCCUCCCCCCACCCUCCGAGGAUGUCCUGGGACUCGUUGGUGCUGCCCCCGGCUGCCCCAGGCUGCCCCCGGCUGCCCCUGGGGCUCGAUAUAGCCAGGCCCCGGUUUAUUUAUCCCGGGCUGUGCCACAUUUUGAGAUGUGGUUUUUGCACGUAGUCGACACGAUAUAAAUGAAUACAGUUGUAAGUGUUUGUGGAGCAGAUCGUAAUAAGUGCUCUCUGUGACAGCACUUUUUCCGCGGAUUCUUUGUAGGGUGCUGGAAUGAAUUAUUAAUUUGGUUUAACACGUAGGCUUCCGCGACCAAUAUUAUUCAUAACAAAGGUUUUUGGGUUUGAUCGCGUUAUUUAUAAAUGUGUCUAAACCCUCUACCAUCCGACACGGCCAGUCAGUAAGGGAUUUGUCACGUAAACAAAACGACACAGUUACUACUUCAGCCCACCGGUGUGUUGAAGAGUGAAUCCACAACAUUUACAAUCUCAGUACGCCGUUUCGCUGGUAAUUACAUCCAGCAUCAUCGCCACAGUAAACAAAAAAAACCCCACCACAUUGCGUUAUAAUAAACUCAAUCGUUAAAUGAUGAAUUAAAAAAAUUCUGCUUUAUACGAAGGCCAAGUGUUGGCUUUAUUGAGACGUUUGGGGGGGAGCAUUGGAUAAAAAAAAGCGCAAGCUUUGUACAAAACGCGUUAUUUAGAAAGUAAGAGGGUUCAGCCAUUGUGCACGUCCCACACAGUUUUUUUUGCGACAGCUGUACAAUGCUUUUUUUUUCCUCUCUUUCUUUUUCUCGCACCACUGUCGCUUGUCGUGCCGCGCCGGCCGCUCAUUCCGCUCGGUUCUUCCUACGAUGCUUAUCGCGGCGCUUGAGCAAAAAGAGAAGGAGCCUGGGGCAGUCCCUGCGCGCGUGCGGUAACGAACAGGUUAAAGUGCUCUCUCCGUGCGCAGAGGCUAGCUUGUGCCGUUUCUCGUACGUGGGUGGAUUAGCGCUAUUUGCAAAGUACGCGAAAAGGAGCUAUUACCGAGAAUUUAAAAUGAAAUGAGAAAUGGCUCCCUGUGGAUCGGUUCUCCCCUUUUUUUCGCGGCAGCAAUCUUAAAAGCCAUAAUUUUGCCUCUUUAGGCUGCUGAUGAAAUGCGGUUCUGGUUGAGUGGUUUUUGCCGCACGGGGCUAAGUAAUGUAUUUAUUUUCUUGAUUGCGGUUUGUGCUUUUUUAAAUGAAAAAAAAACGCGUUGGGAAUAUAAGCAACAGAUUAGAGCAGUGCAUUUUGGAGUUAUUAUAAAAGCUGCCAAAAGCUGUGAUGUCGCCUAAAAGUUACGUAUUUGUAAUUUUAUGAAAUUUCCGUUAUAUAUUUUUUUAUUUGAAAGCCGCUUUCCUGCUACUGCCUUUUGCCUUUCCUUAAUCUGUGCGAAACUACAUUUCUCAGGUUAAAGAAACGCCCAUAUUCACAAUAUUCAUAACGGGCGUUCCAUGGAAGUGAAUAAAAGUUAGUGGAUUGCAUGCAUUGCUCCACGGGGUGGAGGGGGUGCGGGGAAACGUCUUCCCUUCCAAAAUUCGCAGGUUGUGACAAAAAAACAAUCCGUUUGUUCUAAUUUUCAUUGCAAUUUCCAUUGUUUUUGUGACAGAACGGCUAGUCAAUAUAUUUUGCAUAUUAAAUGUUUUUAAAAAAUGUUUUAUAACAGGAAUUUUAUAAUGACAGCAGUGGAAUGGUGAUGAUUAUUUGUUUUUUGUUAAAUUAAGUUUCAGUAGUUUAGAUUUUUCUAUAACAGCAAAUUGUUAUUCGUGAUACUGGUAUAUAACUCCCAAAACAGUACAAUAUAAUCAACAUAAUCUAUGCGUUAAACAAUUUAAUUCAUACAUUCAUUAUAAUAUACCUUCCGAGUAAAUAGUUGCAAAUUGUACUUUUAUAGUACAUACCAAUGCUAAAAUAUAAACGCAUUACAGUAUUCAUUAAUUAAUACAUUACACUUAAUUCCAUUACUUGAUAAACACAUUACAGUGAUCCUUAACUGAUAUAACACUGUCGUUAAAGCGUUUGUUUGACAACGUGUGCGUAUUAACCCAUAACUUGUAUACGUAUAAACAUAUCCACAAUAGAUGUUUUUUGGGUUAGAUCACGUAAAUAUAAAUGUGUCGUUAAACCCGCCACCACCCGACACAGCCAAUUAGUAAGGUUUGUCACGUAAAAACAUACCAAUUUGUUGCUAGUACAGCACACCGUUGUGUUGGAGAGUAAACAUAAGCUUUCUUCGGGAAUUACAAUACAGUAUUGCGCUCUCAGACUGCGUUCUGUAAUUUGAAAGCAAGAGUGCUUCGGCAGUGGCAUACACGCCAAUAUAACUCAACAUGUUCAUCAGAACUCUGCCAUGGAACGGAGAAUUUUUUUUAAGAUCGUAACCGCUCUUCAAGCAUUUACUCAAUCGACGCUCCAGCUCGGCCUUGCGUUGUUUUCGGAACUUGUGUAGAGUUACCCACCAAUCCUGUGCGUUUGUUGUGAUGUGCUAAGUUCAUUAACUUUUGUAAUGAUGGUCUAUAUAAUAAUAUGGUCCUUUAUUUUACCUAGCAAAGCCUCAACUGAGUCUCAAGUCCUGGAAUGGAUGCCCAAUGCCACCGUUAUGUUUCAUGUGCUUUUGUAUAUAUUUUAGCCACUGUAGUAUUUAUCGUUGGAAUUAACUUAUCGUCCUCCACGGAGAUGGAUUGAUUAUGUAGGUUCAUGUACGGGUGCUCUACGGAUCGUCGCAUCACGAUUUGGGGAUGCUUUCGUUUAGCACUGGACAGCUCAUGGCCAAUAACGAUGACAAUUAUUUAUUGAGAAAACUAAUUACUCGUCGCAGGCUGAAUCAAAUAGGGCGAGCAUGGCAGUAGCCCGCCGCUGGCACUUUUUCGUGCGUGAAUGUCUGGAGAGUAUCGCCAAGUUCGCGAGCGUCGCACCUCAUCCAGCGCCUUCCAAAAACCGUGCGGCGGAGGAGCCAUGUGGAGCGGGUUAGAGCAUUAAUCGCACGAAAAAAAUGUUAAAUCCCACAGACGAUCACGGCCAGGAAAGCCAACUGUGGCACACAUCUGGACAGGGGUGGCACGUGACGGCGGGAGGAAACGCCGACUGUGAAGACGAAUUGAAAAGGGAGCGUGCGUGAGUGCGUGCGUGCGCGCGCUCACAGCAGGGCCCCACUAACAACUAACAGCAUCUAUGGGGCGGAAUGAAGAAGAGGGGAGGAGAGAGAAGGGAG
This is a messenger RNA of Petromyzon marinus (sea lamprey), 4987 nucleotides long. The record is from RefSeq and is a predicted model, not a curated record. Lineage: Eukaryota; Metazoa; Chordata; Hyperoartia; Petromyzontiformes; Petromyzontidae.